This is a messenger RNA of Pseudopodoces humilis (Tibetan ground-tit), 2584 nucleotides long. It is a transcript of the gene BMP5, whose product is annotated as bone morphogenetic protein 5. Gene Ontology annotation, molecular function: growth factor activity; cytokine activity. The record is from RefSeq and is a predicted model, not a curated record. Gene Ontology annotation, cellular component: extracellular region. Lineage: Eukaryota; Metazoa; Chordata; Aves; Passeriformes; Paridae.
AAGCAGACCUCAUAGGAACUCAGAACAAGUAGGAGAAACGUUGUUGGCUUUUUUUUUUUUUUCCUUGUUCUUUUUCUUUUCAAAGAUGAACCUAACUGCGCUCAAAGCUUUCGUGGGCUUGCUCUGGAAUUGCUGGGUUCUGGUGGGUCACGCACAGGGAAGUUUAGGAGACAAUCAUGUCCAUUCGAGUUUUAUUUACAGGAGGCUGCGGAACCAUGAGAGAAGGGAGAUUCAGAGAGAGAUUCUCUCUAUCCUGGGUUUACCUCACAGACCCAGACCAUUUUCACCAGGAAAGCAGGCUUCUUCUGCACCCCUCUUCAUGCUGGACCUGUAUAAUGCCAUGACAAAUGAAGAGGAUUCUGAGGAGCUGGAGUAUUCACUAAAGGGAUCAAUGGCAGGGGAGAGCAGAGGGAUACGAAAAGGAUACCCUGCCUCUCCAAAUGGAUAUUCACGGAGAAUACAAUUAUCUCACAUGACCCCCCUGACCACACAGAAUCCUCCUUUAGCCAGCCUGCACGACACCAACUUUCUGAAUGAUGCUGACAUGGUCAUGAGCUUUGUCAAUUUAGUUGAAAGGGACAAGGACUUCUCCCACCACCGAAGGCACUACAAGGAAUUCCGCUUUGACCUUACUCAGAUCCCUCAUGGAGAGGCAGUGACAGCAGCCGAAUUCCGGAUAUACAAAGAUCGGAGCAACAGCCGCUUUGAGAAUGAAACCAUUCAGAUUAGCAUAUAUCAGAUCAUCAAGGAGUAUCCCAACAGGGAUGCAGACUUGUUCCUGUUAGACACAAGAAAGGCUCAAGCUUCUGAUGUGGGCUGGUUUGUCUUUGACAUUACUGUGACCAGCAACCACUGGGUGAUUAAUCCACAGAACAACCUGGGCUUGCAACUCUGCGCUGAAACUGGGGACGGUCGAAGUAUCAAUGUUAAAUCUGCUGGCCUGGUUGGAAGACAUGGGCCUCAGUCAAAGCAGCCAUUCAUGGUUGCAUUCUUCAAGGCAAGUGAAGUGCUUUUCCGCUCUGUCCGAGCAGCCAACAACAAAAGGAAAAAUCAGAACCGCAACAAAUCCAGCAGUCAACAGGAGUCCUCUAGGAUGCCAAGCAUUGGGGAUUAUAACACAAGUGAGCAAAAACAAGCUUGUAAGAAACAUGAACUUUAUGUGAGUUUCCGAGACUUAGGAUGGCAGGACUGGAUUAUUGCACCAGAGGGCUACGCUGCAUUUUACUGUGAUGGAGAGUGUUCUUUCCCCCUCAAUGCCCACAUGAACGCAACAAACCAUGCCAUUGUUCAGACUCUGGUUCACUUGAUGUUCCCCGAUCAUGUACCAAAGCCAUGCUGUGCACCAACGAAACUGAACGCAAUCUCCGUGCUCUACUUUGAUGACAGUUCCAAUGUUAUUCUAAAAAAAUACAGGAAUAUGGUGGUGCGUUCAUGUGGCUGCCACUAAAGUAAAAAAAAAAUAAUCUAAAGCAGAGGGUUUUAUUCAAAAUUGUAAUAAAAUCAAGAUACGAGCAUUGCUGAUGAAAAGGCAGGCCUAAAUUUAUUCCAUUUCACGUCGUCUCUUGUUUAAUUGUACAGUAUAAUGUAUAUAGUAGCUUUUAUUUAUUUAAAAGUAUAUAGUUUCUUUUGUAUGAGCAAAAUUUCAGAACCAUUUAUUUAAUGGGUCACCUCACUAUGCAGUAGAAGUUCACAAAUUAAUUUUUUCAAUUGACCAUACUGAAAUCUGCUUUAUCCCAUUUCAAUAUUGUUAAAUAAAGUGUUUUUCUAUAGAAUUUUUUUAAGAUAGAAACUCCAGAACUUCUGUAACUGCUUUGUAUUGCUAGAGGAACUAAAAUGCGUUUGUUCAUAUUAUGCCAAUGAAAACUGUGGCAAGGUAUUUAUUUAGAAAAAGGCACAGGAGGAAAAAAAACCUAAACAAAACUGCUCAGCUAAACAUAUUUUUUCCUUUAGAAGUUUUGCUCCAUUAGGAAAAGUGAAAUGUUGAACAGUGCUUAAGAUGAAAAAAUAGAAGUGAAAAAAUUGCACAUAAUUGUUAUAACUAUUUUCUUUAACAAGUUGAGUGUAACAGGAGGAGUAUGUUAGCUUUUGGCUUAGGAGCUGCAAAAUUUGUAGAAGACUCCAGGCUUCAGAAAUUCUGUGUAGAGAUACUCUUGCCUCUGCCUAUGACUUUGCAAGUUAACACUACAAAUUGAAUGACAGCAUUCUUACCUCAAAUAAUAUCACUCUAUUAUCUAUGACACUGCUCUGGCAGAUAUUUUCAUAAUAGUGUAAAACAAGCCAAAAAUCAAACAAAAAAUCCACACAAGCCUUCCCAUUACAUACAGAAGUUACUAUAUACACAAAGUAUGCAGAAUACAGGGUAUGGAAGGGCUUUGCUUUAUUUAGCUCCCAUUUUGGAUGUGUUUUAUGAGUGCGCAAGGGAAGACACAGGGGGUGCAGCAGUUGUCACUUCUUAAACCAAAAAUCUUAUCCCUGGUGGUGACUGUUUUCAGGAAAAGAUAAAAAACAACUUUCAUAAGAAGAUUCUGGGUAACUUGCAGCCUACUUGCAGUCCCAUCUGCUUUUCUAUCAGGUGGGGGUUGGU